Messenger RNA from Galendromus occidentalis (western predatory mite), 657 nucleotides. Its product is annotated as glycosylphosphatidylinositol anchored membrane protein boudin. Bases 69 to 506 code for a protein of 145 amino acids. NCBI's taxonomy places the organism in Eukaryota, Metazoa, Arthropoda, Arachnida, Mesostigmata, Phytoseiidae. Gene Ontology annotation, biological process: regulation of synaptic transmission, cholinergic; positive regulation of voltage-gated potassium channel activity; sleep. The transcript has 3 exons. The record is from RefSeq and is a predicted model, not a curated record.
GUUCUGAAACUGAAGUUGUUUCGAACCGUAUUCGAAGCUCAUUGUAUUUAGUGGAAAAUUCAGGGAAAAUGCUCCCUUCGUGUCCGUUCUUGCUAGUGCUUCUGACCCUAUGUGGGACCGGCCACAGUAUAAAAUGCUACGAGUGCAACUCUUAUUCAGACCUCUACUGUUCAGAGAACUGGGAUCUCAGAGAUCUGGCUGAGGAAAUACAACCCAUAGAAUGCGACGAAACAUACGAAGCCCAAUUCUGCGUCAAAACGACCGGGAUGUACCAAGGUGAAAUUGGUACGCGACGCUUUUGUUCGGCGAAACAUCUCGGCAACUACUGCGACUGGAACUCACGACCCGGAGACGUGAAUGACCGCGGCGGAAGACGCGAAUAUCGAUCAUGCAUUUAUACUUGUGCAACUGACGCAUGCAAUGCGUCGACCGAAACUAAGGCAUCCUCAAUCUUGCUGCUCGUUCCUAUUUUGCUGAUCGUCUCUCACUUGGCCGCGUCAUCAUGAGCGUAUCGAAGAUUAGGUACAAGGAUAAUAUAAGCCCACGGUUCGGAAGGCCUUCCUAUUCAGAAUGUGUAUGUAUAUAAGGACGCACCUACUGUAAAUACCUAUCGACGGAUAGAGUCUGUCGCUUCUUGGCCGACACGGAGGAAGGCCA